This is a messenger RNA of Ylistrum balloti, 1080 nucleotides long. Its product is annotated as QRFP-like peptide receptor. Gene Ontology annotation, molecular function: G protein-coupled receptor activity; peptide binding. Bases 1 to 1080 code for a protein of 359 amino acids. NCBI's taxonomy places the organism in Eukaryota, Metazoa, Mollusca, Bivalvia, Pectinida, Pectinidae. Gene Ontology annotation, biological process: G protein-coupled receptor signaling pathway. Gene Ontology annotation, cellular component: membrane. The transcript is spliced from 2 exons. The record is from RefSeq and is a predicted model, not a curated record.
AUGGAUCAACUUACUGAACUACGGUCUUACAAGAGCCUUUUCCGGAAUACCAAUUUCAGCAGAUAUUUUAUAACACCAUAUAACUUUACAGGAGCAGAGGAAAUAUUCCAGGAGUUCACCAGCAACUUGUAUACGGUACAUGAGUAUUCCACCGUGAUCCUGCUGACUUUAUACGUACCGAUAUUUAUGGUGGGACUCUGUGGCAACAUUCUGAUCAUCAUUUCUUCCGUUCGUGAGUCAAAACUGAAAAAAACUAAGAAUUUCUUUCUUGCUAAUUUGGCGUUGGCUGACCUCGCUGUGACUUUAUUCUGUAUGCCAACAUCAGUUGGCACUAUCGUCUACCGUCUGUGGAUUUACGGGAGAUUUCUGUGUAAGUCGACAGCAUUUCUACAAGGUGUGUCUGUUGCAGUCAGUAUCUUUUCCCUGACGGCUAUGAGCGUCGACCGAUACGUGUCUAUACAACAUCCGGUUGCUGCGCGGAGGAUCAUGUCUUCCUCGCAGGCUUUACUAAUUAUUGGAUGUAUGUGGGUGAUCUCCGCCAUCUUUAUGGGUCCUUUAUUGUACAUCCGGGAUGUUUCAGUCGUCGAGAUGCCAACUCUACCGCCGUUAACAUUUUGCAUUGAAGACUGGCCCCAGGACCGCGAUAGGGAAGCCUAUGGUCUCUUCCUCUUGUUCGUCGUGUUUCUUAUUCCUGCUGGUACCCUUGCCAUUUGUUAUGUCAACGUCGGCCGAACACUUUGCACGAAUGAAAUAUCUCGUGAAGGAUCAGAUAGUAGCACAAGGGGUUUAUUUUCCCGGAAACGAGCCGCACGCAUGCUCAUUAUUCUGGUGAUUGUAUUUAUGGUGUGCUGGCUUCCCUACAACAUCGCGUCAUUGUUUUCUGAUAUGACAGAAGGAAGUCAGCUUUUAUACAUUAUAUUUUUCUCCUUAUGGCUUGGGCAUGCGCACAGUGCAAUCAAUCCAGUCAUGUUUUGGCUUUUGAAUAGGCGUUUUCGAGAGAGAGUUCGAGGAAUAAUGAGAUAUGUUCAGAACAGUAGCUGUGGGUCUGCUGCAGCUCAUUCUCUACCCGAGUACGUGUGA